AUGCUAGUGGAUACAGAGGCUGGAGUGUUUUUGCACAACAUUGUUUGGUGUGGUUGUCCUGGGUCUCAACAUCGGCAGCAUUUGCAGUUGCUGAAGGCCAGGUUAUUUCCUGCAAGCAUCACUCAACCCUGGACUGCCUUCACAUUUGAAGUCUUAGAUCAUUUUCUAAUUGAUGUGCUGGAGUGCAAGACUUCAGCAUCAAGCUUCUUUGAGAAAAUUUGGUGGAUGACCAAUCACUCAUUCCCAGAUACUGUUCCUAAUCAAUAUCAGGAACUCAUGAGGGUGUCACGUCUAUGGAGAGACUUGAUGAGCCAAAAAUGCUUUGGAUUUGGCCAUGAUACUCAAGAGAAACCUGGCAAGGAUGAUCUGGCUUGGUUUUGCCCUUCAUGUCCUCAGCCUGGCAUCAACAUACCUGAUAACUGGCAAGACAAUUGGCUCAUUUCACAAAGAUAUGUUGUGGAUGGAAACUUUACCACUCAACAUAUGACUAUGAAAAUGCUGCAGUUAGAUAUCAGUCUUUCAGAUGGUCUUGGAAUAUCAGGCCAUCUCUCAUUGGCUGUAGAAAGUAAGGAGCAUUCUUCUUGUAGCAAUCACCAGGUGAUCAAUACCACCAAUAUCAACAGGAGUAAUCUUUGUGCGACAGGGGUGGGAGCAACUGCUUGUGCAUGGCACAGAUGUUUUGUUCCACACAGCAUAGUUGAUUUUCAGAAGGGUGAAAGGUCUGUGCAUCCUCCUAAAAGGAUGUUAAGCAAGCUCAUAAGAUGUUUAGACACAUGA
Suillus subaureus is the source of this 777-nucleotide messenger RNA. RefSeq lists its product as uncharacterized. The coding region runs from base 1 to 777 and encodes 258 amino acids. The record is from RefSeq and is a predicted model, not a curated record. The transcript is spliced from 6 exons. Lineage: Eukaryota; Fungi; Basidiomycota; Agaricomycetes; Boletales; Suillaceae.